UUGAUUGGCAACACCUGCGCUUGUUGAUCAGCGGCGCCACGUGCGCACAGUUGGAGCUUCAGUGUGGCGAUUUUUCUUUAGCUUUUCGGCCCCCGUUACCCCUGUUUGUUUUGAGUGAAUAAAAAGCAGAUGUUGAUGUCACUUGCCCUUCGUUGUUUUCGCGCUGUACUGUUGUUGCUGCUGGUCAGCAGCAGCUGCCCGCCGCCGGUUCGGUGCUCCCUGAGCGGGUUGAGCCAGUACGCCUAUGGCACCAUCUUCUCCCCGCUGUUCAAAGCUCUGUCCGAGCACGGAGGCUCCAGGUGGAACCCGUCAUCAAAGAUCAAACCUGAGCCUAAGUACAUCAAGUAUUUGACGGAUGUGUUCAAGAGAACGUCCGGAGCUCGAAGGAGUCUAGAAGGGGACGCGGUCUACAACGUCGUCAGACUGAUCCAGCCACAGGAGCAUUGUCUUGCUAAAAGCCAUAAAGAGCAUUUCACAUUGGAUCUGUCCUACAGCCUUGAUCGAGUUAGAGAAAAGGAACAGCUCAGGAAGGUGACACUGCUUUACAGUUCCACUCACAUUAACUCAGUGUGCUUCCUGAGCAUCAAGGAGCAGGAGCACUCGAACAAGUGUCCGCUAUGUCCCGGCAUCCACCAAGCUGUAAACUUCACGCCCACUGCCGAUGGCUUGGGAAGAGAGAACUGGGUGGAAGUUGACGUCACUCAGCUUCUUCUGCCGCCUUCAAACUUCCCAAAGCAAAAUGUUCACCUGCACAUCAAUGUCGUCUGCCCCGUGGAGAAACAACCUGGGAACGAAGGCCAUUUGGAGUUCACCGUGGGGUCCCCUCCAAUACUGCUUUAUCUUCAUGACGACAGCAAAGUGUCACACCAGACAUUGCCACCCACUGGUGGAAACAUGCUUAAUAAGCAGAUGGUUUUCAAAUCCCAUCAACAAGUGCUUCGAGCCAAGAGACGGCUAAGGAGGGAGUCAGCAAAGAGCAAAGGAAGCGAUAAAAGCCUGGACAUCCACUUGCCGGAGCUUCUUUCAGGCUCGGAAUUUCCAACAAGUUACUGUGCCUUAUAUGAUUUCAGAGUGCGAUUUAGCCAGCUCAAACUGGAUCACUGGAUCGUUUUCCCACCCAAAUAUAACCCCAGGUACUGUAGAGGCAUCUGCCCGCGGACCAUUGGCUUCAUCUAUGGUUCACCGGUCCACACCAUGGUACAAAACAUCAUAUACGAGAAGCUCGAUUCCUCUGUGCCGAGGCCCUCGUGCAUUCCCUCCCAUUACAACCCCCUGAGCGUCAUGAUCUUUGAAGACGGCUCCUAUACUUACAAGGAGUUUGAAGACAUGGUGGCAACCAGGUGCACUUGCCGCUAAAACAACAAACGGACAAACCGCUCACCCUCACUCAAAAUGAAAAUAUUACCAUAAACCUUUGGGGCACUAUUCAAACAUAAGAUGUUCUGACCAGGCUCUGUGAUUUCAUCAAGGGUUAAAAUCAUUGUGCAUAGAUGUUUGUUCUGGAGCAGGUGUGUUAACUUAAUGUAUUUUAACAUUGGGGGAAAAUGUCACAUAAUGUUUAAUAUUUUUUUUUUGAUACAUUAUAAGAAAAGAUGCAAAUGCAUCCCGUUUCACCUUUGCAAUAGAGUACUGAUAUGAAACACUGGAUGAAAAAAUGUGUAGUAGAUUUAUUAUUUUUAUUUUUGUUUUAUUUUUGUUAAUUUAUGUGUGGGUAGUUUGUCGUUAUUGUUUAAGUUAACACAGUACGUAUUAAUUCACCCUGUUCUCGACCAAAAGCGAAGAAAAAUCAGUCACAAAAUCUUAUCAAACCUUUUACAUAUUGUUUUAUUCCUGGGCAUUACAGAGAGUUGUUCUGAGUGGCGGCUGUCUUCAAAAUGUCCAGAAUGAAAGAUGUCAAGGUGUCCGUGUGUAUUUAUUAAUUCUGGUCACUAAGUGACUGCAUACCUAUGAAUUUAUACUGGUUAAAUGUGACUACAUGCAUGCCUUGUCUAUUUAUGCCAAUUAUGUGAAUUCACUGUCUGUCUGUGUUCAGCUUCCAAAUAUUCAAACUGAUGAAAAUAUGUCAACGUUCUCUGAAGAGUUGGGAAAUAAAUAACAGCAUGCAUACA
Messenger RNA from Phyllopteryx taeniolatus (common seadragon), 2108 nucleotides. It is a transcript of the gene gdf9, whose product is annotated as growth differentiation factor 9. The transcript is spliced from 2 exons. Gene Ontology annotation, molecular function: growth factor activity; cytokine activity. Bases 130 to 1356 code for a protein of 408 amino acids. Lineage: Eukaryota; Metazoa; Chordata; Actinopteri; Syngnathiformes; Syngnathidae. Gene Ontology annotation, cellular component: extracellular region. Gene Ontology annotation, biological process: SMAD protein signal transduction; BMP signaling pathway. The record is from RefSeq and is a predicted model, not a curated record.